Messenger RNA from Dermacentor andersoni, 1149 nucleotides. RefSeq lists its product as uncharacterized. NCBI's taxonomy places the organism in Eukaryota, Metazoa, Arthropoda, Arachnida, Ixodida, Ixodidae. The record is from RefSeq and is a predicted model, not a curated record.
UUGUCUGCCGUCCGAAAGCAAAUUUGACUAUCGCUGGGACAUUAGCUCACCUAUGGUGCCUUGAACCUACGGCUAUCGUGUACCUCGUAUAGCUUUUCUCUGAACGUUAAGCCGAACAACGGUGCCUAUAGUGUCCAACCCAGAAUCAAGUCAGAAGUCAGACACGUAAAAGGGCGGGAGGGGGGGAGGCUAUGAGCGGUGGCACACCCAUCGUUUGCUUGUAAUUAGGAAGCGGUCUUGGAACAUGGAACGUCAGCACGGCCGUACCCAAACCAUGCCUACUUUAAUGCGGUUCCAACAUGCAAAACAUGCGUCAGGGAAAGCCCAUUAACUGCACCUGGUGCAUGUUUCCUCUUCCAGCGGCAAGCCACUGAAAGCGCGAAGUGCCUUCAGACUAAAGGGAUCAACACUUCAUACAGCGUCUCCAUUGAGAUGGAGUCCAUGCAGUUUAACCACGGACCAGGUAGCGUGCGUGCGCCAGCAGAUAAACAGUUGUACACAGGAUGCAGUUCUUCAGAUUCGUACCAGCGGCUGUCACUUACAAUCCUGUGCGCCACUGGUCCGACAACGUGGCACUAUCAAGACCGCUACAAAACAAACUACGCGCUUGAUAAAUACGAGAACUUUCUGAAUACUUUCGACACAAAGGAGUCCCUCCAAUUCAAAGUUUGUGACGCCUGGCGCGACUACGGCAGCUCGAGGAUCGGCAUCAGCGCGUACAGCGUGAACGCCGACUUUCCCCACCCAAUUUUCCAGUGCCCGAAAGACCAGUGGACCCCCGACGGGUCGCGGCUGCGGCUUGUGCAGGGGUUCGGGGACUUCCUCAGGAAGGAGGGCGGCGGUCAAAACCCGAAAGCGACGUUUUUCGAUCGCUGCCGACAGCUCACGUGACUCGUCGCGCGCAAAGUUCAGGGUUGCGACCUCGAAGUCGCCUCGACAUCUUUGCGACUUUGUCGACGUUAGCGCAUUUUACCUUCUGCUUAUUGUUCUUGAUGAGUAUGACGUUCGAUUGAUAUGCGUUGUCUUUUUGUGGCUCCACAUUGAAUUUUAAUAUGUGCGCAUCACCAUUAUUUCAAUCGCAACAUGUGUUCAUUUUCCUCUGUGUACAUGAAGAGCGUGCGUUCUUCACGGAAUAGUGUCAUAAAGGUA